GGCUUAAAGAAUUAUUACGCUAACCUUCAGUUUCAGUUAAAUGAUAUUGUGGAGCUGGUAAGAGGGAAGUUGUCUAAACAAACAAGGACCACACUGGGUGCUUUGGUUACUAUUGAUGUGCACGCUAGAGAUGUCGUCAUGGAAAUGAUUGAAAGUGGUAUGUAACCUAAUAGCUUGUUCUUGUUUGUCAUAGAAUAAAUGAGAAUAUUAAUACAUUGCCUGAUAUUUCUCUGUUGUUCCGGGAAAUCAUUGCUUUUUAAACUAAUAUUCUCAAUGUUAAAAUAUUGAUUUUAUUAUUUUAAGACAUACAGUGGUACCUCCGGUUACGAACUUAAUUCGUUCCGAGAUCUAUUCUUAACCUGAGGCACACUUUCGCUAAUGGGGCCUUCUUCUGCUGCUGCUCUGUCAGCGCACGACUUCCACUCGCAUCCCAGGGCAAAGUUUGCUACUGGGAGCAUCUACUUCUGGGUUAGCGGAGCUUGUUACCCGAAGCAUUUGUAAGGAGGACGAUACAUAACACAAGGUUCCACUGUAUACCCAUUGCUUUAACAGCAGUGCUUUUUUUUCUAAAAAAAUGUUUAGGGGUACUCUCAUUUUGACGCAAGAAAAUCACCAUUUUAUAGUUCAAAUCGGGGGAAAUAAAUACAGUAAAUGGACAAAAGUACAAAGAUUCACAAAAUGUUUAGGGGUAUGUGUACCCCUGCGUACCCCACCCCCAAAAAAGCACUGUUUAAGAUGAAAGAAAAAUUGGAGCUGACAGCUGCAACUUCAAAACAUUUUGUUUCCCCUUCCUACUUCCUUUCCAUGGUAUGCUGAGGAGUAGAGCCUAAGACAUUUCCCAUGGUUGUAUUAUUUCAGGUGUGUUGCACGAAACAGAUUUUCAGUGGCUUGCUCAGUUACGGUAUUACUGGGAGUAUGAGAACGUCCGGGUGCGCAUCAUCAAUUGCAAUGUAAAAUAUGCAUAUGAAUACCUUGGCAACUCUCCUCGACUUGUCAUCACUCCUCUUACAGACAGAUGUUACCGUACUCUGGUAUGCUUUUUAAUAUUAAAUUGCUAAUAAGAAUUCUUAUAAAUCUGAAUUAGCUACAAUGAGGCAUGUUCUCCACCUAUGUUUAUGACAGUAGCUUAUAGAGAUUUUGUCUUGCUGAGGUUCUCAGAACUACUGUAUUAAACUCUCCGACAAUAAGGGAAGCACUCUUGACUCCAUUAAUUUCAAUGGGACUAAAGCAUUAAUGUUCUCUUUACUGGAAACAUAGUUUAAAAUUUAAAACUGAUUCUGAUUAGUUGUAAAUAAAAUUGUGAGACAAGGCAAAUAUAGAUCCUUUUGUUCUAGAUUGCAGAUCUCUUAGUAAUGCAGCAGAAAAUGUCUUUUUUAAUUGAUCAGUGAAUCAAAGAAAGUAACACCUGUGCUGUUGCAGGCUAUUUCAUUAGCACUAUGAAAAAGUUGAAGAAAAUAUGAUAAAGUUGACAUUAGGAAUGAAGAAUGGAAAUAGAAAAAUGGAUGGAGAAAUAGAGACGAUUGAUGUGUAUGCUUGCAUUAGAAUUUGUGUAGGUGUAUUUUCCCAAGCGGAACAACAGAAACCUGGGAUAAAUAGAUGAAUGAAUAAUGGUUUAGGGUGAGAGAGAGCAAAAACGAAAGAAAAGAAGAAUUUGGUGGGAGGUGAGAAUGCAGUGACAAAGUAUGCAAGGCAAUGUGUAAGAAAAUAAGUGGGAGGGUACAUGUUUUCUACAAUAUUUCAUCUCUGCCAUAUACAACUGGAUGUAGGUUUUUUUGUAUCCAAACAUUAUGUGACUUCUGAAAUAUUUUCAUGAACUUUUCUUAUUCUUAGAUUGGAGCAUUUUAUUUAAAUCUUGGUGGUGCUCCAGAGGGCCCAGCUGGGACAGGUAAAACAGAGACCACCAAAGAUUUGGCUAAAGCUCUUGCCGUGCAAUGUGUUGUCUUCAACUGUUCUGACGGCCUUGAUUACCUAGCCAUGGGGAAGGUAAAUUGAACCAAUCUUUUAUUGUCUGAUUUCCAGUUUUUAAAGGUGGCACUGUUUUUCAUUUUCAGUAGAGGCUCAUCUUUAACAAAAACAUUUAUAAACAAUAACACAUACCUUGGUCACACAAUCCAAUUGUGCACAGAACUGUACAGUUAACUUCACAACUAUCAGUUGAAUCAAAGGCCGUUGCGAGGGGAAAAGGGGCCCACUCUGAAUCAGGUGCAAAGCCCAGGAGACCCCAGAGGGCAGCCCCCACCAUUUCAUCCCUAGGGGUAAGAGGAGACCAGCAGUGCCUCCUGUUCACCAAGAGGCUGCUGUAAUAAUAAUAAUAAUUUAUACCCCGCCCAUCUGGCUGGGCUUCCCCAGCCACUCUGGGCGGCUUCCAACAAAAUAUUAAAAUACCGUAAUACAGAGGGCUGUGUGUUCCUUGGAGGCCAUAAUCUGCUACUCCUGUGGAUCCUGCUGCUUAAGGUGGUCCCCUCAUCUUGCCUCAUGGGUUGGCCAGCCCAGGAAGGCCUUCUCUAUUCCUGGAAGUUACAUAUAUCAACAACUACUAAGUACGUUGUCAAGGAGGUCAUCCAUCCUGAUACUUAAGCUGCAGUGCUAUGCAAACUUAACCUGGGAGUCUGAGUAAACUUGCAGAGGAUCUGUCUCUUUAAGUACAGUCGUACCUCGGCCCCCAAACACCUUGGGAGUUGAAUGUUCCGGAUCCCGAACGAUCAAAAACCAGAAGUGAGUGUUCCAGUUUUCAAAAGUUCUUUUGGAAGCCAAACUUCCAACAGGGCUUUUGUGGCUUCCAAUUGGCUGCAGCAGUUUCCUGCAACCAAUCAGAAGUUGCAUUUUGGAAGUCAAACAUUUUGGAAGUCAAACAGACUUCUGGAACAGAUUCUGUUCAACUUCCAAGGUACAACUGUACUUCAUCAAUACAUUGUGCUUUUAAACUUUGAGGAGUCAGGAUAGUUUGACAAGACAGAGGUUGCUAAUGUGUCCAAACCAAACAAGUUCUGCAGGUCUUUUAAAAAUUGCAAUUGAAGCAGUAUCCAGGAACAUAAUUAAUGCUGCUGCAAUCAAAGAAUACACAUUUGAUGUGAUUCGCUUGGGCACUUGUUAAACAGAUUCUAAGGCAAGUAAUGUACUGCCAGCUUUGGAACUGAUUUUAAAAUGUUCUUGCAAAAUUAUUUUUAGUGUUUGAACAGCCCACAGUCACACAUGAACUCAUACAGCCCUUAUAAGUUAAAGUACAGUUUCUCAUAAGAGUGCUUUUGAUCUGAUUUAAUUGGUUUCACUACUUCAUCAGCUCUUAUGGGGCUGGUUUAAAUAGCUGUAACUGGGAGUUAGGAAACAUGAAGAGAACAGACUUCACUUCCAUCACUGCCUCUCUGGUAUUUAUGUAUUUAUUAAGUUACCAGCGGUUGAUCAGGAGGACUACUGCCAUGAUAGCUGUAAAGGGGAAAUAAUUCCUGCUUCUCCACAGAAACCAUUUCCUGUACACAGUCUAAGCAAGCAACAAUUAUAUAGAGGCACCCCAAUUUUUUCAUUUGCCUAAUACAGCUAGAUUUGAUGAGACUGUAAGAAUAGUAGUAAACAAAUGUUCCCAAGGCAUCACAAUACUCCUUUUUACAUCUUCAAACUAUUGGUUAGUUAUAUAAUACCGGGCUUCCCAUUCUGUUUCUAGUUUUUCAAGGGGUUGGCUUCUUCAGGUGCUUGGGCCUGCUUUGAUGAAUUCAAUCGCAUUGAGUUGGAAGUCCUGUCUGUAGUGGCUCAGCAGAUCCUUUGCAUCCAGAGGGCUAUACAGCUGAAGCUGGAGACGUUUAAUUUCGAAGGGACUGAACUGAAGCUGAACCCCAACUGCUUUGUUGCGAUUACUAUGAAUCCAGGUUAUGCAGGGCGCUCUGAACUGCCGGACAAUCUCAAGGUAAAAUAGUGAAAGAAAAACCAUAUUAACUGAGAGUCAUUUCAGAUACUGCUUUUAAAAGCAUGAUUUCUCUAAAAAUCAUUUUAAGAUCUGUGCAUACUUCUAAACUCCUUUCAGGAGUGAGACUACUGCUGGCUGAGCUGUCCCAAGGCAAGGUGAGUGGGGUUCGGGGUGGGGGGAGCCUUUAAAAUAAGAGUUUGUCUUACACCACCCUUUUUCAAGUGUAACGUCUGCUGGAUUGCUAGGUCAUGUGACUGAGCUGAAUCAGUUUUGAAUAGGAGUAAACCUGUCCCUACCCCAUGUUCCUGCCAAGCUCCACCACUCCUCCAGAAUGUCCCCUUCUCAUGACUGAGCUGGCUGAGUCCCAGUGGGCCAGGAUGGAGAACUGAGAUACUCUGGCAUAUCUCUGAGCUGGGAUGAGGGAUUUUAGUCAGUGUAGCCCCAGCUGAGCCACAGACCUGCCUAUUCCAAACUCUGCUCAUAGCAGAUUUUGCAUUUGGCUUGCUCCCUAUGCAUGGCGUAUAAGUGGUGGUCAAAUAGUAGCUUUCUUGCUUUGGAAAUUCUUGGAAAAAACAGCUGAGUAGGUUUUUUUGUAUGGUUCAGCUUGGAUGGCAAGUCCUUUCUUCUUUAAUAAGAGGGUGCUUAGCAGCUAUGAGAUAAAGUUUCCAGAACAAUUGUAUGAAAAUUCAUUAAACAUUUGUGGAGGGUUUUUUUUGUUAAAGUGAAAGACAAAUGUAUAUAUUAAUAAGCAUACUAGUGCCACUGAAAAAAUAUAGCCUUGGAGGGGGGCAGAAUUGCCAUACUUUCUUUCCCCCCCCAAUUUGUUCAUAUAUUUUAUUUUUCAAUUUUUGAAUUUUUUAACAAUCGUACUUUCCUUGAUGUGCCUUUUAGGUCCUCUUCCGAACUGUUGCCAUGAUGGUUCCUAACUAUGCUCUUAUUGCUGAAAUCUCUCUCUAUUCAUAUGGGUUUCUGAAUGCUAAACCUUUAUCAGUGAAAAUAGUAAUGACCUACAGAUUGUGCUCGGAACAGCUUUCAUCUCAGUUCCAUUAUGACUAUGGUAUGCGUGCAGUCAAAGCAGUGCUGAUAGCUGCUGGCAAUCUAAAACUGAAAUUCCCUUUUGAAAAUGAAGAUAUACUGGUAAGUGGCACAUUAUUAACUUGACUUUAGAAAUAGUCAUUAGUUCUCAAAUGGACUUAGAGCAUUUUAGUAUCUUGCUGUUUUAUCCCAUUCCAGUAACAUUGGUGUAAUUUUUCCAUGUAUGAAAUUUAGAAGAUCAGCUAGCAGAUGUCUUUGUAGUUCAGUGGUCUAAAGCAGUUCAGUUCAGUGAUGUCAGUACACAAUGGACUCCUGUAUGACCAGUGAGAGGUGCAAAAUGAGGAGAGGGAGGAGCCUGAGGAGAGUCCCAGGGGCCACAUUCAGCCCCUGGGUCUGAUGUUCCCCACACAAUUUAAAUGAAUAUUUUUUUGUGAUGAAUUAUAAAUAAAGUCAAGAACAGUACAGACAUACUUUGGUUUUCGAACAGCCUAGUUCUCAAACGUUUUGGCUCCCAAAAGAUCAAAACUUGGAAGUGACUGUUCCAGUUUUUGAAUAUUCUUUUGGAAGCCAAAACGUUCGAGAACUAGGCUGUUUGAAAACCAACGUACGUCUGUACUGUUCUUGACUUUAUUUAUAAAAAGGUAAAGGGACCCCUGACCAUUAGGUCCAGUCGUGACCAACUCUGGGGUUGCGGCGCUCAUCUCGCUUUAUUGGCCGAGGGAGCUGGCAUACAGCUUCCGGGUCAUGUGGCCAGCAUGACUAAGCCACUUCUGGCAAACCAGAGCAGCGCACAGAAACGCCGUUUACCUUCCCGCAGGAGCGGUACCUAUUUAUCUACUUGCACUUUGAUGUGCUUUCGAACUGCUAGGUUGGCAGGAGCAGGGACCAAGCAACAGAAGCUCACCCCUUCGCGGGGAUUCAAACCGCUGACCUUCUGAUCAGCAAGUCCUAGGCUCUAUGGUUUAACCCACAGCGCCACCCACGUCCCCAAUUUAUAAUUCAUCACAAAAUUGGUAGGGCUUCUGCACCUUCUGAUUGGCUGCAGGAGCUUCCUGCAGCCAUUCAGAAGCCACGCUUUGGUUUUUGAACGUUUUGGAAGUUAAACAGACUUCUGGAACAGAUUCCGUUCAACUUCCAAGGUACGACUGUACUAGAAAUACCAGAGAGAGUCUUGUGUGUCCUUAAAGACUGGCAGCUACAUUGUGGCAUAAGCUUUCAUAUACCAGACCCUCAGAGUACCCCAAAAUUAUACACUUAAGGACUUUCCCCAGCAACUGUAAUACCAGCAGCAAGUGGGGGAGAAAGGUACUACUCGUAAAAGCACAAGUGUUUUAUGUGGCUUUGAACAAUGUUUGCUUUGUCACCUAUAGUGUUCUCCCAGGCUGCUUAAGCUAGCUGUGAUCAACAUAGAGAUCAGCAAAACCCUCAGAUAGAUUGCAAAUGUUAGGCAUACUGAUUCAACAUAACUAACACUUACAAAGCCCUUUCAGUCUAGAGGUCAUAGAAGUGGUUUGCCAUACCCAUUGUAGGAGUGAGUAAUGUAUCCCUUUCCCAGGCCUGUAUCAAGAUGGGGAGCAAGUGGAGGCACAUGCCCCAGGUGGCAGGUUGGGGCGCAGCAAAGCAGUGUAUUGCUGGGUAGACAACUCUUCUAAUAAGUGGAACCCGGCCAGAAUAAAAGGAGUCACUGAGCAUACACAUGCCUCUUUCCUCGCUGAUGACAAUGUGCCAUGGCUGGCUACAGCGCACACAUCUCUUCUCGGCCUUUUGGCUAAGAUCAAGUGUGGCAUCUCUUCUAAUAAGCAGACAUUCCACUUAUUAGAAGAGGGGUGGCUAUAGAAAGGCCUACCUCCUUGCUCACCCCAGGAAGAAGAAGGUGAGAAGCUGCUGUGGCAGAGGGAGAUGAAGGGAAGAAAUGCUCUCUUUUGUUGUGCUGUCACUUCUGCCACCAAGAGAAGGAAGCCUGCAUAGACCAUGAAGGGGGAACAAACAUUCCACUUUGUGACUUUCCCAUGGUGGCACUGCCACCAAGAGAAGGAGUUGUGUGUAGGCAUUCUUCUCUUGGUGGUGUCAGCAGCAGCAAGAGGCAGACAUGAACUUGCAAGAGAGGAAAGUAGCAGUAAAGACUUUUGCCUUCCUAUAGCUAAAUAUGUAGAUCCAGCACUGCCCUAUCCUCCCUCCCUCCAACUAAUUUCUCUUUGUUGGAGACAAGUUUUGAUUCAUGUUAGGAUUGUAUUGCUUUAACUUAGCAAUGUGGUUAAUUAUCAGCUUGAAAAAAGAAUACUCGUAGGAGACACAGUGCAGUUGAUAGAACUUUGUUUUUAUUGCUGAGCAGCUUAAUAUUUGUGAUAUAAACUAGAACAUUAUUUCUUUCCAACUCUGCUGCUGUUUCUCUUCCUUUGUUCAGCUUCUUCGAUCAAUCAAAGAUGUAAAUGAACCUAAGUUUUUGUCACAUGACAUACCUCUGUUUAUGGGCAUUACAAGUGAUUUAUUCCCUGGUAUUAAGCUUCCUGAAGCUGACUACAAUGUGAGUAUAUUUUUAGUGCAUUGUUCCCCAGUAAUUCUUCCAGUAUUUGACAGUUUUAGCUCAUGCGGUUGUCUGUUUCUAACUAAAUGAUGUGCUGUGUCUAUUUUUUAAGUGGAUUGUUUUCAAAAAACUUCAGUUCACCCAGUCUUACCAUGAACCCAAAGUCUGCUUCAGAACUUGAUGUGUUUGCUUAUUUUAUUUUCUCACAUUUAUAUUCAGCUGCUCUUCAAUCAUGGUACCCAAUGUAGUUGUGGUUCCCAGAUGGUCAACCAUUCAGGAACUGAUCAGAGUCAGACCUGCUCAGCUUUAGCAAAGUGGUAGCCUCAAGUACCUUCCAUCACUACUGUAGGACCAAUUCUCUGUUUGUAGAAGCCCGCCAGCAUUUGUAAUAGAUAGCAAAAGGCUUCAUCCUUUUGCAAUCUUUCAGUAUCUACUUUAGGCUGCACUGCUACAUGCGUUGUUCUUUAGUUGUUUAGUCGUGUCCAACUCUUCGUGACCCCAUGGACCAGAGCACACCAGGCACUCCUGUCUUCCACUGCCUCCCACAGUUUGGUCAAACUCAUGUUCGUAGCUUCGAGACCACUGUCCAACCAUCUCGUCCUCUGUCGUCCCCUUCUCCUUGUGCCCUCCAUCUUUCCCAACAUCAGGGUCUUUUCCAGGGAGUCUUCUCUUCUCAUGAGGUGGCCAAAGUAUUGGAGCCUCAGCUUCAGGAUCUGUCCUUUCAGUGAGCACUCAGGGCUGAUUUCCUUCAGGAUGGAUCGGUUUGAUCUUUUUGCAGUCCAUGGGACUCUCAAUAGUCUCCUCCAACACCACAAUUCAAAAGCAUAAAUUCUUCGGCGAUCAGCCUUCUUUAUGGUCCAGCUCUCACUUCCAUACAUCACUACUGGGAAAACCAUAGCUUUAAUGAUACAGAUUUUUGUUAGCAAGGUCUCUACUUUUUAAGAUGCUGUCUAGGUUUGUUAUCGCUUUUCUCCCAAGAAGCAGGCGUCUUUUAAUUUCUACACACACUUACAUACAAAUAAUCCCCACUGAAUUCAGUGGGGCUUAUUUAUGAGUAGAUGUGCAUGUGAUUGCACUGCUAGUAAUCCUGACAUCCAUCUCAUUCCUACUAGGAUUAUCUUCCUAGUCUCUUAGUAACUUGUCACAAACGUCCCUCAAGAUUUUCUUCAGCUUCCAGCUGCCACUGCCUCAUGUCAUUUAAAAAGAAGGUCCCCAGUCUGAUGACAGCGGUCUCAAUAUACAUACGUGUGCCUUAUACAUGUCUAUUUAGAAAUAAGUCUCUUUACUGUAUUUUCAAUUGAGCUUACUCCAAGGUGUGUGCAGAAUUGCAGUUGAAAGCUUCCGAGUAACAUGUAUAUGAUUGUGAAACACGUUCCUAUGAUUUUGCUCAGUUUUAAGGUGCUCACAGAGCUCCUUUCAUUUUUAUUUCUUCAUAUCCUUCAAAGUCUUUUUUUUCUUAACUUGGUAACUACAUAGUAUCAUUCCUUUUGUGAUUCUACAGCAACAUAGCAAAAUUCUGUUCAUUUCUGUAAAUGCAUAAUUUCACCUGGUUUGGAUGUUUGUUGAAUUCAGAUUACCAUUCUCUAGCCUAGUUAAACUCAACUGAAACACUUACCGGUAAUUGGCAAUUUGAGGUGUAUGAGUUGCAUUUUAAGAAAAAGAAGGAAAACUGAAUGUUAAUCUUUUUUCAAAUGAAAAGUGUGUUUGUGUACAUGUGCAAAUGCAUACCAGAAAUGAGAAAUAGCUAAGUUUGGGUGUAAUCUUAGUUUGGGGAUAGUUUGGGUGUAAUCUUCGAUACCUCCCUCUCUAUGGAGGCACAGAUUACAGCUAUAACAAAGGCGGCAUUUUUUCAUCUCCGCCAAGCUAAGCAGUUGGCCCCUUAUCUCUCUCGCCCUGACCUAGCCACUGUGAUCCACGCGACGGUCACCUCCAGACUGGAUUAUUGUAACUCGCUCUACGUGGGGCUGCCCUUGAGACUGACCCAGAAACUCCAGCGGGUGCAGAAUGCCGCUGCGAGACUCCUUAUGGGGUCUUCGCUGCGAGAUCACAUUCAUCCGGUACUAUACCAGCUGCACUGGCUCCCGGUGGAGUACAGGAUCAGGUUUAAGGUGCUGGUUUUAACCUUUAAAGCCCUAUACGGCCUAGGACCCUCGUACCUACGGGACCGCCUCUCCUGGUAUGCCCCACAGAGGAACCUACGGUCUGCAAAUAAAAACAUCCUGAAGGUCCCAGGCCUCAGAGAGGUUAGGCUGGCCUCAACUAGAGCCAGGGCUUUCUCGGCUGUGGCUCCAAUCUGGUGGAACGCUCUGUCACAAGAGACUAGGGCCCUGCGGGACCUGACAUCUUUCCGCAAGGCCUGCAAGACAGAGUUGUUCCACCAGGCCUUUGGUCAGGGCCCAGCCUGACUCCUUCCUCUGGCAACCUGCACAGAACUUUGCUUAACGGUUGCCAUUAAUUUGAUUUUAAUUAAUUUUUAUAAUGAAAUGUUUUAGAAUGUUGGAUUAUUUGAUUGUUUGAUUAUUUGUUUGUUGUUAGCCGCCCUGAGCCUGGCUUUGGCUGGGGAGGGCGGGAUAUAAAUAAAAUUUAUUAUUAUUAUUAUUAUUAUUAUUAAGAUUUACCUUUCAAAAUUUCAGGAUUUUCUGGAAUGUGCAAAUGAAUGCUGCAAAGCACACAAUGUUCAGCCUGUUAAAGUUUUUCUAGAAAAGAUGAUACAGACCUAUGAAAUGAUGAUAGUUAGACAUGGGUAAGUAUAAUUAUGAUAAAUAAUAUUCAUGGGUAUGGGGUUCAGAAAAUGGCAACCAGCCUGAUCAAAGGGAUAGAACAACUCACAUCUGAGGAAGUGUUGCAGCAUUUGGGACUUUUUAGUUUAGAGAAAAGGCAAAUAAGAGGUGACAUGAUAGGGAAGUUAAGAAAGUUAUACAUGGCAUGGAGAAAGUAUACUUCUAUCCUUCUUGGUUGACUGUGCAACCAAGUUCUUCAUGGAGAACUUGAUUGUACAGCUGAUCCCUGCAGAAAGUAGGGUUGAAAUCUCAGCUAUGGGUGGUGAGUUGAACAUUGCUGGUUUGGCUGCAUGACUGAGUUCCCUUUAGGAAAAUCAGUUACACCACUGAUCCCUGAAAAAAUCAGCUUAGUAGUCCUACCAUAGGAGCUGAAUGUUCUAGCUUUUGCAAUAAUAAACAGUUAAAUGUAUGUUCAUGUUUAGUCAUGAGACUUAUUGGCAAAAAGGAAAAUACCAAAUAACAACUUUUUAUUUAUCAGUUUUAUGCUUGUAGGUGAGCCUUUUGCCGGGAAGACCAAAGUUUUGCAUGUGUUGGCAGAUACACUUUCCCUUAUGAAUGAACGUGGGUAUGGGGACGAAGAAAAGGUAGUUCACAGAACUGUGAAUCCAAAAGCUAUUACUAUGGGACAACUUUUUGGAAGAUUUGAUCCAGUAUCUCAUGAGGUAAGUUAAUCACAAAAUAGAACGGAGGAGCGGGAUGCGGGUGGCGCUGUGGGUUAAAUCACAGAGCCUAGGACUUGCCGAUCAGAAGGUCGGCGUUUCAAAUCCCCGCGACGGGGUGAGCUCCCGUUGUUCGGUCCUAGCUCCUGCCAACCUAGCAGUUCGAAAACACGUCGAAGUGCAAGUAGAUAAAUAGGUACCACUCCGGCAGGAAGGUAAACGACGUUUCCGUGCGCUGCUCUGGUUCGCCAGAAGCGGCUUAGUCAUGCUGGCCACAUGACCCGGAAGCUGUACGCUGGCUCCCUCGGCCAAUAAAGCGAGAUGAGCGCCGCAACCCCAGAGUCAGCCACAACUAGACUUAACUGUCAAGGGUCCUUUACCUUUACCUUUUUAGAGCAGAGGAGCAGGGAGAAAUAAAAAGUACCUUACAGUAAUGAACCAUAUAAGCCCUUGGGUGAGGUGUUAAGGGUUGGGGUUGGCAGUGGGGAGGGUAGGUGGCAUUGUGAACAGUGUGGGCAGGGACAGCAACCCUUAGCAUGAAUACAUAUUCAUACAAAGAAAGGUAGUAUUUUUGCACAUUCUCCGCCUAGCUCAUAUUAAUGGUAAUAUAUCUACGUUUUAUUCCAAAGUGUGUCCAGAAAACAAUUUAAGCUUAGCUUUUUCUGGAUGUUUAUUUGCUUAGGUUUUGUCCAUUCAGUAGAACAGAUUACCAUAUUCAAAUGAUUUACACAAUUGGUUUCUGUUGAAUGCUUCCUUCAAAUUUUAAAAAGUCUUUUGUCACUUAUUUUAGUGGACAGAUGGCAUAGUUGCCAACACUUUUCGAGAAUUUGCUUUAACUGAGACACCUGAUCGAAAAUGGGUUGUUUUUGAUGGUCCUAUUGAUACCCUUUGGAUAGAGAGCAUGAACACUGUGUUGGAUGACAACAAAAAGGUAAUGCCUAAGUAAUCCAAAUACAUCAGGCAAUUGUAAAUUUCAUUGUACACAGUUUGCACAUUGACAAUAAAGGUGUUGUUGUUGUUAAAAUUGUUCAAGGAAUUUUAAAAUGUAUUGAGAUAAAAUAGGUUGAGAAGUUACUCAUUGAGCCUUGACCCCAAAUAGCUAGCUCUUUGUGUAACUACAGCACAAUUGACAUCACAGAUGCAUAUUGGGUUUCAAAUAAGACUUUUAAAGAAGAAACACUUACAGGAAAGAGGAAACUGGAAAGAGUGCCAGUAGCAGAGCUGAUAUAUAAGCAGUCAGGUCUUUUGUCAAAUCAUUCUAACAUUCAUUCCAUAUCAUGCACAUCUAAUGUUAUCAACAUCAUCAUUAUUACUUCAUUACAUCAUUAUUUCUGGCACUCAUGUUUGUAUUUUUGAAAGGCACUUUGUUUUCUAAGCUUGUAGUACCAGAUUUAACAAUAACUGCAAGUAGGAGCCAGCUUACUUGAGCCAGUCAGCACACACACACACACACACACACUCUUGGAAACCUGUCAGCUACUAGGUUUUCUUAAUUCUGGGAGGAGGGGGAAUUCAUCGUAAAACUAAUAUGCUUUACAAACUUCUCUCCCAGAAUUUCUCAGGACCCUAUGGCACUAUAACUGACUAAAUGCCAGGUUUUGUAAGUAGCAGAAAAACUAGCUUAAGAAGAGCCAUACAGAACCAAUGGAUGCAUAUAUAUCCAGUAUUCGGUACAAUCUGCACUGAUAUCCAAAUCCAAUUAUGAUUUCAGUAUUUCAGGGCUUAUUUUUUAGCACAAUGACUCAGUCACGCAACAGUUUCUGAGUUGCAUUAAAUCUGAACUUGGUACUUCCUCUUUCAUUAAAUAAUUGUUCAGAGGAACUAUAGUUUUAGAUAGGAUACUAAGCAUCUAAAAAUAACAACAGCAAUACAGUGAUAGUGGAUCAGAGCAAUGGCCAAAAACUGGAUAUUAAUAAAUUAGCAUUUUUCCAAAUUUGAUUAUGGAAGAUCCUGACAUUUCAAUAAAUGAGAUAAGUCACAAUACCUGUACUUGCUCAAAUUUUCCAAUACCCUCCCUAUUUCAAAUUAAGGUUAAAGAAGCUGGAUUGCUUCUGGAGCAUAAAAUUUACAGCAGUCUAAAACUGGGUGUGGGUUUUGUUUUUUGUUUUUGCUCUUAGCUUUGUUUGAUGAGUGGAGAAAUCAUUCAAAUGUCCCCUCAGAUGAGCCUCAUCUUUGAAGCUAUGGAUCUGUCUCAGGCUUCGGUAUGUUAAAGGCAAGAUCAAAUAAUUCACAGGACUUGAAAUUGGAGAUAGAAUGAAAUUUUAAGAGAGAUAAAUAUUAUUGUCCUGCAGCCUGCUACAGUCAGUCGUUGUGGAAUGAUUUAUUUGGAGCCUUUACAGCUGGGCUGGUUGCCACUUGUAACAUCUUGGUUGAGUACACUUCCUGAACCUCUGGACCAAAAGGAGUAUCAAGAACUUUUGAAGAUCUCUUUAAUUGGAUAGUACCACCAGCAUUAA
Podarcis lilfordi (Lilford's wall lizard) is the source of this 13352-nucleotide messenger RNA. The record is from the annotation of a GenBank genome assembly. Lineage: Eukaryota; Metazoa; Chordata; Lepidosauria; Squamata; Lacertidae.